CUGUAAUUCUGUAUUCUGUGCUCUUCUGCGGGCUGCAGCGAAAAUUGAAUUCUGCCGUCGGCCAUUUUUAGCAUUGCGUUAACUUCCACUAAUUGGAUUUGUCUUGAAUUAAAUAGAUUUUCAAAAAUAAUGGGUGAAGAGAAAGGACCAGAAAACCGCGAAAGAGAACGUAGCAGGGAUAAGGAUCCGAAAGACCGCAGGAGAAGAUCUAGAUCCAGAGAACACAGGAGAAAAUCAAGAAGCAGAAGUAGGGAUAGAAGAAGGAGAAGUAGAUCAGGAUCUCCUGCGAGACACAAUAAAUAUGGAUCUCAUUCACGUAGAAGAAAACCAUCACUAUAUUGGGAUGUACCUCCCCCAGGCUUCGAACAUAUCACACCUCUUCAGUACAAAGCUAUGCAGGCAGCAGGUCAGAUUCCAGCUAAUAUUGUAGCCGAUACACCUCAGGCUGCUGUUCCUGUUGUUGGUUCCACUAUAACAAGACAAGCUAGACGUCUUUAUGUUGGAAACAUUCCGUUUGGAGUGACUGAAGAAGAGAUGAUGGAGUUUUUCAAUCAGCAAAUGCAUCUAAGUGGAUUGGCUCAGGCAGCUGGUAAUCCAGUGCUAGCCUGCCAGAUAAAUCUCGAUAAAAAUUUUGCAUUUUUGGAGUUUAGGUCCAUUGAUGAAACUACGCAAGCUAUGGCUUUCGAUGGUAUAAAUUUCAAAGGACAAAGUUUGAAAAUUCGUAGACCUCAUGAUUACCAACCAAUGCCAGGUAUGUCAGAAAACUCAAUAAGCGUUCCUGCAGGCGUCAUCAGCACGGUUGUACCAGAUUCUCCACACAAAAUCUUUAUAGGUGGACUUCCCAACUAUCUUAACGAGGACCAGGUGAAGGAACUGCUGAUGUCUUUCGGACAGCUGAGAGCGUUCAACUUGGUCAAGGAUUCUGCGUUUGGACUCAGUAAGGGUUAUGCAUUCGCAGAAUACAUCGAUAUUACAAUGACGGACCAGGCAAUCGCUGGUCUUAACGGUAUGCAGCUGGGUGACAAGAGGCUGAUUGUUCAACGUGCAAGCGUUGGGGCCAAGAACACCACAGUUUUGCCUGCUGUUCAAAUUCAGGUGCCAGGUCUUAGUCUAGUUGGCGCAUCUGGGCCUCCUACCGAAGUUUUGUGUCUUCUUAAUAUGGUGACGCCUGAUGAAUUGAAAGACGAAGACGAAUAUGAAGAUAUUCUUGAGGAUAUUAAAGAAGAAUGUAAUAAAUAUGGCGUCGUGAGGAGCAUAGAAAUUCCUCGUCCUAUAGAUGGCGUCGAAGUUCCAGGUUGUGGGAAGGUGUUUGUUGAGUUUAACUCAGUUUUGGACUGUCAGAAGGCGCAGCAGACGUUGACCGGUAGGAAAUUCAGCAACAGGGUGGUGGUUACGUCGUACUUUGAUCCGGAUAAAUACCACAGAAGAGAGUUUUAAUAGACAGUGUUGAUGUGUUUAAUUGUACGAUAACUAUAAAUCUCUUGUUUAGGGAUAUUCUCUUUGAAUAUAGUUGUUUAAGUCUAACUUAGUUUUCGAAAUCUGAAACGAAGGAUAUGAAGAAAAAAUUAUUAAAUUUUUUUCUACAGCAUCCAGUUUAAGUUGAGACUAUUAUCGAUGAACGACUCACUAAUUUAAGUGUAAAAUAAAGUAUAUAUGAAAAUUGAAA
Molecule: messenger RNA, 1666 nt
Organism: Coccinella septempunctata (seven-spotted ladybird)
Lineage: Eukaryota; Metazoa; Arthropoda; Insecta; Coleoptera; Coccinellidae
Gene: U2af50
Product: splicing factor U2AF 50 kDa subunit
Exons: 8
Coding region: 130-1437 (435 amino acids)
Biological process (GO): mRNA processing
Cellular component (GO): commitment complex; U2-type prespliceosome; nuclear speck
Molecular function (GO): poly-pyrimidine tract binding; pre-mRNA 3'-splice site binding
Source: RefSeq, a predicted model, not a curated record